AGUAGACGCAGAUACCCAGGCAUGCUGCAAGGAGGCCCAAAAUCUGCUGCAGCGGCAUGAAGCCGCCAUCAUCGAAAGACUCUAAGUAUUGGCACUUUGAACCAUCCGAGGGGCACGGCGACGCAACACCGGAGGAGCAGCACAAGGAGUUCUUCUCCAAACUCGUGACACGGUUGGUCUACACUUGUAACUACCAACAGUCCGAGUUAGAGAAGCAGAACCAGGAACUGCAGCAACAGUACCAGGACCUAAAAAAACAGCACCAGGAGUUGGCGAACCUCCGCCGGACAGUGCAGAGCCACGAGGAUGCUACACGGGCACUCAAUUCCCAUGUACUGGACUUGGAGCAAGCUGCACCAGGACCAGAUGCUGGUGUGUCCAGCAGUGCACCCUCUAAACGCCAACUGGCGGAACGCGUCGACCACGUCGUCGCAAUGCUCGGCGACAUCAGCACCUUUGUUGAGCCGACCACCAUGAACAAUCAGCUGGAUACCUUGAAGACCGAGAUCUGGUUAACCCACCUGGCAGCCACCCACGGCGUCGACAUCGCAGAUCUGAAAGACAAGAUCUCAUGGGAAGAGUUAACACGGCUGUGGAAGAAGUGGUUCAUCGUGGACGACGCACCUGCACUCGCCAUCAACCGUCUCUUCAGCAUGACACAAGGCAACACAGCAACACGUGACUGGCUCACGGAAUGGCAGAAGAUCGCGGCAACGCCCGAUCUCGACCUGCCAUUUACGCAUCUGUGCCGUGAGUUCUACAACAGGUCAUGCGCUGCAUCGAGCCUUGCUCUUGGUGAUCACGAGCAGUAUGCAACCUUCGCUGAGAUCAUUGAGAAGGCGAGGGAGAUCAUCAAGACCAACAGGGCGGCUGCACAUGAGAAGUCAGCGUGGCAGCCAACCUAUGUGGAGAAGGUGAAAACUGGUCCGCGACCGCAGCAGUUCGCUGCAGUCCAAUCGGACAACAUUGUGGAAGACCCGGCAGCCACCCAAGCGUCACUUGAGGGAGAUCAGGUGGCUGCUGUCCAACCGCGAAGCAACAAGAAGUCCCGAGGAAACGGGAAGGCGAAAACCGCAUCGCCGGCCGGAAACGGACAGCCAGCACCAUGGGUCAAGUUUCACUUGACCGAGGCGGAAUACAAGUGGCGCGGCCGCUACGGCUGCUGCUAUUGGUGCAACAGCAGCACCAAGCACAAGACCUCCCUCUGCCAGGAUCAGGGCAAGGAGGAUGUUCGGCCUCUACCAACUCCUUUGAUGGACGCCGGAGUAGAGGUUGUCGACCUUCACGCCUGCAUUGCGAAGAUCGACCGCGAGUUCAAGACGCAACGCCAAGACUUUAUGGUACGCGCCGACCUUGGCCCACGCGUCCGGAGGAAGUCCCAGCCGACGCAAGUCACGUUGGCGGACGGUCACACGCACAAGUCAAUAGACCGGUGCAUUGAUGACGUCCCCGCGUACUUUGCCCCGCACGCGAGCGAGGCGGUGUCCUUCGAUAUUUUGGACACCAAAUUCGAUAUGAUCUUGGCCAUGUCAUGGCUGCGAAGCGAGGAUCACCCGGUGAACUUACCCCGCCGCACCGUUCACGUUCGUGAUCGGAACGGAGUACUAGUCCCAUGCACGGUAGCUCCUCCUCACCCUUCAAUCAGCUGUCACGUGGUGUCCGCCGCAAGCAUGCGAGCUUCCAUCAUCAGAGACGACAUCGAGGAGAUGGGGGUGUGUUUUCUCCACGCCCUCCCGCCCCAUGACGCUUCAUCGACAGACCCAUCUUCGGAUCCACGCAUCACCGAGCUGAUCGACGCCUACGGCGAGGUGUUCGAAGGCCCGCACGGAGUAGUACCGGAUCGGCCCAUCCGCCACGAGAUCAUCCUCGAGGACAGGGCCGUACCUCCGCGCGGUUGCAUCUACCGAAUGAGCGAGGAAGAGUUAAGUGUGCUUUGGACACAACUCGACGACCUUCUGGAGAAAGUCUGGAUUCGGCCUAGCUCAUCGCCAUACGGUGCUCCUGUUCUCUUCGUCUGGAAGAAGAACAAGGAUUUGCGGUUGUGCAUCUAUUAUCGCAAACUCAACGCACGAACGAUCAAAAACGCCGGCCCUCUCCCACGCAUCGAUGACCUUCUCGAACGACUGGGCCGCGCCAAGUUCUUCUCCAAGCUGGACCUCAAGUCGAGAUAUCACGAACUCGAGAUUCGGAAGGAGGAUCGCUACAAGACCGCGUUUAAGACGCGAUAUGGGCAUUUCGAAUGGCUCGUUAUGCCAUUUGGCCUUAUGAAUGCCCCGACCACUUUCCAAGCGGCUAUGACAACGGAGUUCCGACACAUGCUGGAUCGAUUCGUACUUAUCUACCUUGACGACAUCCUGGUGUACAGCUGGAGUUUGGACGAGCAUGUGGAACACCUGCGCACCGUUUUGGAGCGGCUACGACAAGCCAAGUACAAAGCCAACCGCGACAAAUGCAAAUUCGCGCAGCAGGAGCUGGAGUACUUGGGACAUUAUGUGACGCCGCAAGGCAUCCGUCCGCUCGCGGACAAGAUUGAGGCCCUCCGCAAAGAUUGGGUUGACCGCCUCCCCGACAUCGAGUUCGCCUACAACAUUUCGGUGCACCCGACGAUCGGCGUGACUCCAUUCGAGUUGCGCCACGGUGGACGGAAAGGCCGCAUCUUCGCCGACCUUCUCCUCCCACGACCAGCCGACAUCGACGCCGCUUGCUCUCCCGCUUACGUCCGGAAGUACAGGGAAUUGCUGGCUCAAGCCCGCGCGAAUAUGCAAAAGGCUCAAGUCCGCAUGCAGCAGCAAGCCAAUAGGCAUCGCGUGCCAUGUCCCAUCCGCGCCGGUGAUCUGGUUUGGGUCUCCACGGAAGAGUUUGCACUGGAACAGGACGUUUCACGCAAACUACUUCCCAAGUGGUUUGGACCAUGGUCCGUAACAGCAGCCGCGAGCGAUGAGCCCGAUGUCCCUUCAUUUGUGAUCAACAUCCCCGCGCAUCUGACAGUCUAUCCAGUCUUUCACGCCUCGAAGCUGGCAACAUAUACACCAGCUAAGAGCGACGACUUCCCGGGCCGACGAUCGCAGGACCCUCCAUCUAUGGAUGGUCAUCAGGAAGUUGACCGCGUCAUCACGGAUCGCAAGUACGGCAACAAGCCUCACGAGUACAAAGUUACAUUCAGAGCAUGCGAUCCCGACGACACUCGAUGGAUUUCAGGAACAGAUUUGAAAGCGUCCGCACCGCUGAUCUACGCUCACUACGAGCGACAAAGGUUAGCUCAGGGACCUUCACAACCUGCCCCUCCCACCCGGAAUGUGGUCCUUCCCUCAGACAGACAGCUUCGCCCUCGCAGAACUGCAUGGCAUUCAGAAAAGUCACUGGGACUCGUGCUUCUCAUCCAAGAGGACGAGAAACUCGUUCCCUUGAGCAUCUUUGACCAUGAAAAGUACAUUGAAGACGAAGCUGGAGCUAUGGCGCCACAUCAAGCCGAAAUGAAGAAACAAGAGGAAGCCAAACUCGAGUUCAAGAAGACGAUGCGAUUGCAUAUGGCGGUAUGUAUGGGAGGACUGCGAGAGAUGUUCCGAACCAUUGUCAAAGGGAAGCAACGCGCUACUUCUCCAACGCAAUCAUCAUCAGGAUCACAAGGAUCCUACACAAGUGGAAGGACCGCUAGCGAGAUUGAGGAGAUAAGUCACAAGGCAAAAGAUUUAACGAUUAACGAGAAGAGGAAGCGCAGUCCGGAUAGGCUGAUAGGCAACAGCCCACCGAUGGAGCAGCCACCGAAGUGGACACCAAGGAAGACCACGGUGAAGCCGGUGAAGCUAGCCAAUAGGCUACAAGCAGCAACUGCGAAGAGAACUACGAAGAUAAAGAAGCAGGGAGGCGAAGGGAAUACGAGCCCGAUUCGGUAUACACCGCGAAGAGGCACUCCCAAGACUUGGAUAUCAGCUAAGACUGGAUCAGCAGGGAAGGCUAAAUUCGUAGUUGAGAACUUGAGACAGCUCGCGGACUUCCACACCGAUGACCUCAAAAGACUAUGGGACGAGAAGAACACUCACCUGUAUUGCUGGUGGCGAGUGUUCGGAUCCGAAUCCUACAUGAUGCUACCGAUCGACGAAGAAGCAACGCACAACUUGGUUGACCUUGAACAACUGUACAUAAAAAAGUGGUCGCCAGCGUUCAAUGUGAGCGGUGUGAACAAGAAAUCGCGAAGGAAAAAUAAACAGCGGAAAGGGAAGAAGGAACAACAACGAGCAAGGAGCGGUGAGCCGCUAAGCAAGGGUGAAGGUAGUGUUCUGGAGGUAAUCAAGUUUCGAUUGUCGGAGGCAGAUGAAUGGCACGUCGACGCUCUCAAGGUUCUGGAUGAUGCCGAACAAAGGAAGAUGAGGACACUGCACCUAUACUCUACAGGAGGCAACAGUUGGAUCAAAGGAUGGAAGAAAGUGAAGAAUACAUACGGCGCAACUACUGUUGAGAUCGCAGGCCAAACAACGAAACUGGCAAAAUGCAAAGCCGAUAUAGAGCAAGGUCGUACUAUCAUCAUCAAGCACCUCCGUAAGUGGAGACCGAAGAGUGGGCCAGAUAAGAAGACCCUCACAAGGCUAUUACGUAAUCCGAGAAGGAUUCAUGAUUUAGGAGCGGUCAACACAAAAGUUUUGUUCCGGUGGUACAAAGCAGCAAAAGAUUUCCAACAGAAGUCAACUCGUUCCUAUCUGAGGCGGAUGUUAUCUCGCGCAAUUAAGGAAAAGACCGGAUGGUGUAUGGGAGCGGACUUAACAGUGAAGAUUAGGUACGACGAUCGUGUGAAGUUAGCGGAGGUCAGGAAAGUUGUCAACGACAAGAUUGAUGUGCUCGGACUACCGGAGUGCAUGCGAAACCAUCCGAGUCGACGAAGAUUGCUAAGCAAGGAGAUCGAAGAAGCAUUCGGACAUUGGAAGAACAGAGGGGACACGGUCGUGCGUGUUACGGAGCAGGAAGUUAAGAUUUGCAUGACGGGAAAUGUGGAGAGUGGGAGUGACUUUUUGGACGUUGAAGUGGUAAAAGCCACGAAGAAGAGAUUUCAGGGCCUAGUGCUGACACCCCUAGACAGGAACCCAGGGGAGACCUACGUUAUGUGGCCCUACAUCUACUACGAGGCCAUGGUGGAGAAUUUUGUGACGAAUCCAAUGCUACAUUGCCACAUCAGCACAAUGACACGUCAGCAGGCCACGUCAGCAGGCCACGUCAGCAGUGACACGUCAACAAUGACAUGUCAGCAGGCCAUGUCAGCAGUGCCGCAUCAGCACCGUCCACACAUGGCUUCUGUCCUUCGACCAGCGCCCAGCAUGAUGGAACGCAAGGACAAUGAGUUUGACAAGGACUACGAGGCCAGGCUGGCCAACACGAUGCUCGAGCUUAAGCAAAGAGCAGAUGCGGCACUUGUCGUUUGGGAGAAGAGAGAAAGGGAAGUCGAGGAACAAUGUCGCCUUGCUGAGCUACACCAGCAAGCGCACGACGACGCAGCACGACAGGCUGCAGACAAAGCACGACAAGCGCGUUGGGAUGCAUUAUUCGAGGAGGAGGCCAAAGUCUUGACCUUUGCCACCAACUGGGACACGUUGGCCAAGGAGGAGGGUGCCUCCGCGAUCGUAUGCAGUUUCUCCACGGUCAUAAAGUGAAUCAUGGACUUGGUGGCUGCUUGCAUGGCCCAGCAAGAGGAGAUCCUCACAUUGGACCUGCACGUGCAGUAUUGCUCAGUCGC
Chara braunii is the source of this 5722-nucleotide messenger RNA. The record is from the annotation of a GenBank genome assembly. NCBI's taxonomy places the organism in Eukaryota, Viridiplantae, Streptophyta, Charophyceae, Charales, Characeae.